AUGCAAAGUACAGUGGAAGAAUCAGCAGAGAAUUUAUCCUUGCCCGCCACUGUUGGCCUUCAGAAGAACGCGCAACUUGACCAGCUUGAACCAGCACUCAGAGCAACGGAUGAUUUGGGCGAAUUCAUUUCCUUGGCUGAGGAAAUGGAGAAAAGACCGCCAAUUCGUAUUAAGAUUGCGCUGGCCAAUGUCGCAUUUAAAAACUGCGUAAACAAGAAUAGCGACAAGAAGAAUAGAGUGAGAAAGAAAAGAAAAAGGAAACAUCGUAUGUCGGAUUCAUGGAACGAAGAGGUCAACGGUGUCUUGCCAAGUUGCUCCGGAGUGGACUGUUAUCGGGUGGAGGAUGCUUCGCCUCAGUCUGGUGGCCCAUCGCGCAUACUUUUGCGUAUAACGCGCAGAAAGAACGAUGUAUCAGUUGCAGACUCGCAAAAUAACCGUCAUGUGCCACUGGGCGAGCCAUCAAAAGGUGAUCAUAUAACUUUCUUAUUUUUAUAUCGCUCAUUUUUUGCAAAAAUUGCAGUGUGA
Messenger RNA from Gongylonema pulchrum, 525 nucleotides. The record is from the annotation of a GenBank genome assembly. NCBI's taxonomy places the organism in Eukaryota, Metazoa, Nematoda, Chromadorea, Rhabditida, Gongylonematidae.